AUGACCAUCUCUCGUGCAGAGGAAACCGAGCUCCGCUGGCUCAGAUUGCGAUUGCCAGAUGCGCAUAGCAUAUUCGAGAGCUUGGAGAAAUCUCCGCCAACCUCAACGGAGCAGACGGGCUCAAUGAAGCACUGCUUUCAAUCAUCGGGGAUCUGGCUAUGUAUUCCAAGGAUGACUUCAAGUCAGCGAAUGAUCAAAUCAAACUUCCAGUUGGUCGUCUGCGUCCCCCAGACCUCAGCUUCCUUGGCUCUCAUCACACAAAGGAUUACUAAGGAGGAGUUUGAUGUUUUUGGCAACGUGCCAGGUCCUCCGAGUAAUUCGGAGAGAAUCGGUCAUCUCGAUAUCAACUAUCCGCCUUACGCCAACUACUAUGCGUUGUCAACCGAAGAAAUCGUUACCCUGGUAGAACGACCCAUGCGGGGUCCUGCAGCGGACAUAGCAGUAGGUGAUCAGAUCGCCUCGGCGGAGACGGAGAACGAAGGCGACGGCGGGGAGCAGAUAACAGGAAGUGGUCAGAUUGCCUCGGCGGAGAUGGGGCACGAAGGCGAAGAGAGCAGCCAUAUAGAAGAGGAAGAAGGGCAGACUCCGGAAGAAAGAGGCCAAGGCCGAUCUAAACUCGAAGUCAUGAAACGUCUGGUCAAGGACUGGGUGGCCGUGUUGUUGGAUUCUUCACCGCUAGGGCUAGGUCCUAGUGGUAUUCUGAUCGCUCUGAGCUCCUCGCUCCGCGCCUAUGUCGCCUUUUCGGUCUUGCCCCUCCCCCUUUCUUUGUUUUGUUUCUUGUGA
Messenger RNA from Aspergillus japonicus CBS 114.51, 783 nucleotides. RefSeq lists its product as uncharacterized. The transcript has 2 exons. The coding region runs from base 1 to 783 and encodes 260 amino acids. NCBI's taxonomy places the organism in Eukaryota, Fungi, Ascomycota, Eurotiomycetes, Eurotiales, Aspergillaceae. The record is from RefSeq and is a predicted model, not a curated record.